AAACACUAAAAUAUUAUAAUAGUAUGCUGUGCCCAUGCCCUACGGCCUACAUACUGUAUAGUUGCAAUCUCUUAUAGUAGGUACAUAGUACAUAUUUUAUUGAAAUAUUGAAAUGACACUGGAAACAACUUGUGUGGUUAAAUACAUGUAGGAUAUUGACAAUAUAACUAUACAGCAGAGUGUUUGAAAUUAAUUUGUUAUAAAAUAUAAAUUUGCACUAUUUGCCAUAUAUACAAUAAUAAUGGUAAAAUUUUUUGAAAAUAAAAGUUUAUUCCCAUUCAGAUGGGAUCAAGUAGUUCAUGGUUUUUGGCAUCGUUAUCCAAACCCAGAAAGCAAGCAUGUAUUAUCUGAAGAUGUGUUACAUAGAGAGGUGAUAGAAAAAAAAUUACAUUCUAUUAGGUUAUUUACAAAAACUAACAAGUUGCCAAAAUGGGGUGAACGUUUUAUACAUAGUAAAGAUGUAAAAAUUGUUGAAGAAUCAAUUUUAGAUCCUUCAAAUAAGACAUUGGUGACAUAUACAAGGAACGUUGGAUAUGCGAGUGUUAUGGGUGUGACAGAAAAAGUUGUCUAUAAAGUAAAUGAAGAAAAUCCAAGUACUACAGUUGCAGAGCGAUCAGUAUGGAUUGAAUCAAAUGUAUAUGGAAUGUCUAAAGCAAUUCAAGCAUUUGGAAUGCAACGAUUUAAAGUUAACAGUGCUAAAGCAGUAAAAGGAUUUAAUUAUGUACUCAAUAGUAUGUACGGUACUAAUACUUCAAGUUCAUCUGGUGUCUUAUUACAUCAAAAAGAAAAAUUAAAAGAUGCUCUGAAACAAUCUAACUACAAAACUGGAUCUCUUUAUGUUCAUUAAACGUAUUCCUACUUGAGAGUUCACCAAGUUUAUUAUGAUCAAUAUAAUGUGAUAACAUAAUUAUGUAUUCUUAUCAGUUCAACAAUUUAAACCAGAUUAAAACACUCAUCAAGUUUAUGUGGUUACUAAUUACUAUCAUCUUUAUAACAUUUAAAUAGAAUACAGUUAAAUUAUUUUAAUUAAGUGAUUUUUUUUUUUGUCUUUAUUACUAUUAUUAAACUGUCUAUUUAAUUUAUACAAACAAUACUAAAUUUGUUAUCCAAUAAUUUGUUUAAGUGAUUUAAUUUUUACUUCAUAAUUUUAUAAGAUAUUGCUAAAUUUCUGAUGUGGUUAUAGAUGAAUAAAUUGUCUUCUAUGUUUAAUUUUUUAGUAUUGAACAGUGAACACAUUAUUUUGUAAUGAUUCUUUAUUAUUCUAUUGUGGAGUUUAAGUAGAUAUACCUUUUAAACAAAUUGUUUGGUGUAUUUUUUUUUAAUUUUUAAUAAUAAGGUUAUUAAAAUAUUUAUUUUUUAUAUACUUAAGACGAUACUACACCCACAUGUGUUGCUUAAUCUUAGGAACUUACCACAUACCAAUUUUUGUGAAAUAACAACCUUUAAUAAUAAAAAUAAAUCAAUCUAUUAUUAAACUUAAA
Myzus persicae (green peach aphid) is the source of this 1481-nucleotide messenger RNA. RefSeq names its product PRELI domain-containing protein 1, mitochondrial (gene prel). Gene Ontology annotation, cellular component: mitochondrial intermembrane space. Lineage: Eukaryota; Metazoa; Arthropoda; Insecta; Hemiptera; Aphididae. Gene Ontology annotation, biological process: phospholipid transport. Gene Ontology annotation, molecular function: phosphatidic acid transfer activity. The coding region runs from base 242 to 847 and encodes 201 amino acids. The record is from RefSeq and is a predicted model, not a curated record. The transcript is spliced from 5 exons.